Molecule: messenger RNA, 3545 nt
Organism: Erpetoichthys calabaricus (reedfish)
Lineage: Eukaryota; Metazoa; Chordata; Cladistia; Polypteriformes; Polypteridae
Gene: anln
Product: anillin, actin binding protein
Exons: 25
Coding region: 154-3525 (1123 amino acids)
Biological process (GO): mitotic cytokinesis; septin ring organization; actomyosin contractile ring assembly
Cellular component (GO): actomyosin contractile ring
Source: RefSeq, a predicted model, not a curated record
GCGGCUGCGCAAGGAGUGGAGCGCUGAAAUUCAAAUUUGAACAGGCACGACUGGGAAGGAGACUGAAAAAGAGUUGGAGCGUGAUUUCUAUUUGUUUUAUUUUACUCUUUUAAAUACUGUAUUUUUCAUUCGAAAUCCGAAAUAAUUUAGAGAAUGGAUCCGUUCACUGAGAAACUUUUAGAAAGAACACGGGCACGGAGGGAAAAUUUGCAGAAAAAAAUGUCUGAGAGACCUGCAGCAGCUGUAAGGCCAAUGGCAAAACGUUUACGGGAGCCUCUGUCAGAAACCAAUAACCAAUCUGAACAGACUCCUGUGGAAGUUAAAUCCUCUAACAAGCCAUCCCCUUCCAAACGAAGAUGUUCAGAUAACAAAGAAACUGGUGAAGUAGCGGAAGAAAACAGAAAACCUUUAAUUGAAUCCGCGUCCACAUAUGUAAGCAAACCACCAAUCCCCACUACUCCUGCUGCAUCUUGUGUUGUAAAGUCCGAUUGCGCUGAAGUAAAAAGUGACACUCUGAGCAAUAAAGUGCAUUUGACCACUUCAGUAAAGUCUCGCUUGCAGAAGUUAGCUGAGCAACGACAGUGCUGGGAUAAUAAUGAAAUUCCAGCUGAAAAUGCUUGGACUUCACCUGUUCAUCCUCCGAAACCGACCUCUCCACCUAAAAAGUCUGAAUUCUCUUCACAUGCUGUUGGAAGAAAAGGCAGAUUAGCCUGUCUUGCUGAAACAAUUAACACAUGGGAGGAUGACCUAAGUCAACCAGCUAUAAAGAAAAACAAUGCACAAGAACAGCCUGGCACCACUUGUUUAUCAAAACCGUCCACUACCAAUGUAGCAUCUGCUUGUGCACAAAACGGCAAUGUUAAAUCAAACUGUGCAUCAUAUUCUGAAACGGCUGUUGAAACAUCAGUGAAUAAGCCAGUGUCUUCUGUUCAACAGCAUUCCAAUAUUUACCCACCUAUCCAUUCAACAAGAAGUGUUCCACUGAGUCUUCAGAAUGCAAGCAUAUCAGUACCUUCACCAGUUCAACAGUCAAGCAGUUCUCAAAACACAGAGGUGUUGAAUGCACUGUCUAAGCAAACUGCUCAUGGUGUUAUAACAAAAGAUGAUUCAGAGCUUAAACGUGGAGUGACAUUGAAAGGAACUGAUCCAGAACUAUUCGAGUCAACAAAGCCAGUUUAUUCACUUCCAAAGAAAGAACCACAUACCAAAGAGACACAUGUUCAGCAAACAAAGGAAAUUUCAACACCUGGUGGUCCUGGAGUAAAAUCUUUUCUGGAACGAUUUGGAGAAAGAUGUCAAGAGCGUUCAACUCAAAGUCCAUUGUCUACUAUCAGACAAAAAACACCCACUGUUACACCAAAUACUAAGAUAAUUCAGGAGAAACUCUUUAAACCACAGCAGUCGGCUACUGCAAGUUUAACUCAGCAGAAGCGAUUGGAGCGUGAAAAAGAGCUUGCAUCUAUUAGAAGUCGUAUCCAAAAGGGAAAUAUGUGGACAGUUGAUAAAGAUGACUGUUCACUUAAACAGCCCCAAGACAAUAAAAAGGAAACCCCACAAGAAGCACAGGUCGACGAGUCUUUGAAACCUCCAGCUAAUUCUAGUUCUGAAACAUCUUUAAAAGAAGAGAGAAGUCCUUCAGAUGUGUUGCUAACUAAUGAAACAAAUCUAGAAUGUACUCCUAUACAAGCAAGCCCUGUGAAGCAAAUUACACCCUUGAGAAAGAAAGCAGGAGAACUUUGUGUUGAUACUGAAAAUGUGGUUAGCAAAACGGAGGAUGAUGUAAAUAGUUCAGCCAUUAUCAAAGACAUUUUUAAUGAUGUUCAUGAGAGAUCUGAGCAAGACGAAAGCAAAACCUCAGUUGAAAUCCAUGGCCAGGGAGAGGAAGAAGAGGAAGAUAUGAAUGAUAAUGAACUCAACAUUUCUUCUAUGUCUCUCACACCAUUAGUUGAAACUGUUGCUUCUGUGGUAACAAGUCCAGAGGUGGCAUCGCCAAGAAAAACCGCUGGUGAAUCUAGUGAAACACCUGAGAGGAAAACAAAAGGCACAAGAUACCAAAGGGCUCGAGUUCCUCGUGCAGCAUCUGUGGAUAGCCUUGAUUCUGUUGCAGAAGAAAAAAGUCUCCUCUACAGUAUUGAUGCCUACAGAUCUCAGCGAUUUAAAGAGGUUGAUCAGCCCCAAGUUAAACAAGUAAUUGUUCGUAAUGAAGAUGUUUCUCAAAGGCUAGAAGUGAAGAGUACUGCACAAGUGAAUAUCAAACAAAAAAUAAAGAUGUUGAAUAAUGAAGUAAACGUGCAACAAACAGUAAUUCAUCAAGCUAGUCAAGCUUUAAAUUGUUGCUUUGAUGAAGAACAUGGCAAAGGAUCACAAGAGGAAGCAGAAGCAGAAAGGCUUCUUCUCAUUUCUACUGAGAAAAGGACUGCAUUGCUUGCAGAGAUAAACAAAUUAAAGAAUGAAGAGCAAACUGGGGCAAAAGUUUUGGGUUCUGCUAAGGAACAAAGCUGCUAUUCUGCAUCUAAAGGCACAAUAUCUUUGUCUGAGUUACGCCUACCUCUUAAAGCUGACUUUAUUUGCUCAACUGCAAACAAAACAGAUGGAGCAAGUUACUCAUUUUUUAUUAUGAUCCGUGCUGGAGCUGAAAAUAUUGUUGCCACACCUUUGGCCAAUCCCCAGAAUGCACUGAGUGGAGACGCACUCACAUUUACAACUAAGUUUUCCCUCUCAGAGGUGUCAAAUGACUUUGAAAUUGAUUUGGAACUUUAUAGCUUGGUACAGAGACGAGAGGUUCCAUUUGAAAAGAGGAAAAAAAGCAGUAAAUCAAAGCAUCUCUGGAGAAUGGCAAAAUUUCAUCUGUCCCAUGCAAUGUGCUUUUUGGCAAUUACUCCAAAGCGUCUUCUUACUUCAAUCACUAAAAGCAAUCUUCAUACACCAGUAAUGGCGAGCCCUGGUGGUCCUAAUGCAGUUCGCACCAGUAAUUUCACUCUUGUUGGAUCACACAGAUUAACACUAGAGUCUAUCGGAAAAAAUAAACUAACUCUGGAUAAGGUGCCAUUUUUAUCUCCUAUUGAAGGCCAUGUCUAUUUAAAACUUCAGUGUCAGGUUGGAUCCUCCAUUGAAGAAAGAGGAUUUUUGACAAUGUUUGAAGAUGUCAGUGGGUUUGGUGCAUGGCACAGAAGAUGGUGUUUACUUUCAGGUUACUGCAUUUCUUACUGGACCUACCCUGAUGAUGAAAAAAGGAAGAGUCCAAUUGGUCGUAUAAAUCUGGCCAACUGCACUAGUAAGAAAAUUGAACCAGCAAAUUGGGAGUAUUGUGCUCGUCCCAAUACCUUUGAAUUAAUCACAGUAAGGCCUCAAAGAGAAGAUGACAAGGAAACACUAGUUAGCCAGUGCAGGAACACACUCUGUGUCACAAAGAACUGGCUAUCUGCAGAUACAAAAGAAGAACGCAAUAUGUGGAUGCAAAAACUGAACCAAGUUGUAAUGGAUCUUCGCAUGUGGCAACCUGAUGCCUGCUAUAGGCCUGUUUGAGCAGUAAACUUUUAAAUUUU